ACCAGCCUCUAGGAAUUUCAGUCUCAACCCAAACGUCCACCGGAUCACAUAGAAAUUCCUUCCCUUCGGGUUUAAAAAAUAAAAAUAUAUUUAACCUUAAUUUUAAAUUCGAAAUUCAAAAAAUAAAAAGUCUUUCGGUUAGAAACCCAACCCUUCCCCUCCAAGUCCCCUAUUCUUCUUCCAAAUUCGAGAUGAACAUGAAUAUCCAAGAGACGAACGAGCGAAGGAUGAUGAUGAUGAUGAUGACGAAGCGGCAGCGGGAGGAGGAGGAGGAGGUGAAGCAGCUCCGGACACUGAUGUCCCUGCCGCCGGCCAACUGGGAGGCACUGCAGCAAGCCGUUCGGGUGAACGUGGCCAAGGCCAUGGAGGACUUUUAUCGGCGGCAUGCCCGCGGGAUUCGCAAGCUGGAGCUGAUGAUCGAGAGGGAGCUGUUGCCGAAGCUGAGGGGCAUACCGCCAGAUGGCAAGGCCAGCAAGGAGACCAGGAGAACGGUGCGUCUUGUGAAGCGACUGCUGUAUCGGGUGGAGCGCCUGCGUCCAGUGGUCAUGGUGCGGCUGCCCGUUCAGGACAAUAGCAGCUACAAGCAGCCGGUGAGGAUGAGCGGCUCGACUUCCGAUUUGAGAUACAAGAAUAGACGUCGGGCUGCCAGGAUGUCCUCCAGUAGUGGACAACCACGACGACCCGGCAAGCCGUGGUUCCCUCAGAAAUGCCACAACACCAUCGGACACACCCAGCUCCGGCCGAGCGAUCCGCGACAGCGACAGAAUCCGUGCGGCGGGAAUAUGACCUUCAUGGAGUCCUCCCCCGCAAUGCCCCUCAACCAAGGUCUGAAGAACUUCCCUCCUGGAGGGCGGUGGGCGGCUCCCAUGUUCUACGAUUGAUUCUGUCCA
Messenger RNA from Drosophila bipectinata, 890 nucleotides. RefSeq lists its product as uncharacterized. NCBI's taxonomy places the organism in Eukaryota, Metazoa, Arthropoda, Insecta, Diptera, Drosophilidae. The record is from RefSeq and is a predicted model, not a curated record.